Mesitornis unicolor (brown roatelo) is the source of this 1702-nucleotide messenger RNA. RefSeq names its product chondroitin sulfate synthase 1 (gene CHSY1). Gene Ontology annotation, molecular function: glucuronosyl-N-acetylgalactosaminyl-proteoglycan 4-beta-N-acetylgalactosaminyltransferase activity. The record is from RefSeq and is a predicted model, not a curated record. Gene Ontology annotation, cellular component: Golgi cisterna membrane. The transcript has a single exon. The annotation marks the transcript as partial. NCBI's taxonomy places the organism in Eukaryota, Metazoa, Chordata, Aves, Mesitornithiformes, Mesitornithidae.
AUGCAGCAGCUGUUUUAUGAAAACUACGAGCAGAACAAGAAAGGCUACAUCCGAGACCUGAGGAACAGCAAAAUCCACAGAGCUAUAACGCUGCACCCCAACAAGAACCCCCCGUACCAGUACAGGCUUCACAGCUACAUGUUGAGCCGCAAGAUAGCGGAGCUGCGCCACCGGACGGUGCAGCUGCACCGGGAAAUCGUCCUGAUGAGCAAGUACAGCAACACGGAGAUCCGCAAAGACGACCUGCAGCUGGGGAUGCCGCCCUCCUUCAUGCGCUUCCAGCCCCGCCACCGGGAGGAAAUCUUGGAGUGGGAGUUCCUGACGGGCAAGUAUUUGUAUUCGGGGGCCGACGGGCAGCCCCCGCGGAGAGGCAUGGACUCCUCUCAGCGGGAGGCCUUGGACGACAUCGUUAUGCAGGUCAUGGAAAUGAUCAACGCCAACGCGAAGACGCGGGGGAGGAUCAUCGACUUCAAGGAAAUCCAGUACGGCUAUCGCAGGGUAAACCCCAUGUACGGGGCAGAGUACGUGCUCGACUUGCUGCUGCUGUACAAGAAGCACAAGGGGAAGAAGAUGACGGUCCCCGUCAGGAGGCACGCGUACCUGCAGCAGACCUUCAGCAAGAUCCAGGUCAUGGAGCACGAGGAGAUGGACGCCAAGGAGCUGGCCAGCAAAAUCAACCAGGACUCGGGGUCCUUGUCCUUCCUCUCCAACUCGCUGAAGAUGUUCGUUCCCUUCCAGCUCGGCCGAUCCAAAGCGGAGAGGAAGGAGCUCAAGGACCAGAAGAUCAACAUCCUGAUUCCCCUCUCCGGCCGCUUCGACAUGUUCGCGAGGUUCAUGGGGAACUUCGAGAAGACGUGCCUCAUCCCGAACCAGAACGUCAAGCUGGUGGUGCUGCUUUUCAACUCCAACUCCAACCCCGACAAGGCCAAGCAGAUCGAGCUGAUGCGGGAUUACCGCUCCAAGUACCCCAAGGCCGACAUGCAGGUUUUACCGGUGUCGGGGGAGUUCUCCCGGGCGCUGGCUCUGGAGGUGGGCUCUUCUCAGUUCCAGAACGAAUCUCUGCUUUUCUUCUGCGACGUCGACCUCGUGUUUACCACAGAAUUCCUCCAGCGGUGCAGAGCCAACACGCGUUUGGGUCAGCAAGUCUACUUUCCCAUCAUCUUUAGCCAGUACGAUCCAAAGAUUGUUUAUAGCGGAAAGGUUCCCAGUGACAAUCAUUUUGCCUUCACCCAGAAAACGGGCUUCUGGAGGAACUACGGCUUCGGCAUCACCUGCAUUUACAAAGGUGACCUGAUCCGCGCCGGCGGCUUCGACGUCUCCAUCCAAGGCUGGGGCCUCGAAGACGUGGACCUGUUUAACAAAGUCAUUCAGGCCGGCCUAAAAACUUUCCGAAGCCAAGAGAUUGGCGUGGUCCACGUGCACCACCCCGUUUUCUGUGACCCCAAUCUCGAUCCAAAACAGUACAAAAUGUGCUUGGGCUCCAAAGCUUCCACGUAUGGGUCCACGCAGCAGCUGGCCGAAAUAUGGUUUGAGAAAAAUGACCCGAAUUUUGGGAAGAGCAGCAAUACAAACGGCUCAGUGAGGACAGCCUAAUGUCCAGCUAUGCUGGCAAAGACUUUUUUUUUAAUUAUCUAAUUUAUUUUUUGGGAAAACGUUUUUUGAUAAUUCACUUUUCAAAGACCACACAGGAUAUAUUUUAGAA